AUGAGACUGGUCAACCUGUUACAGGUAUCAGUCGCCCUGUUUUCUGUGGCUUCUGCGGAAUCAAUUAUUCCAAAGACGUUUGAAAAUGUUCAAUUGACUCAGAGUAUAGACCUUACUGGCUCGUAUCUCAAGAGGUCGCUAGAUAUCACAGCUAGAAACAUCGCUGAUGAACCUCAGCAGGUGUACAUUGUAGCAGUGGACUCAAAAGCGUUUCCAAACCUAUCAAUUUUGGAAGGCCAGGACAAGUCUACUGGUAGAAGUGUAUUGGCCCGUAGAAUUGAGGACGCACACGACGAUGGUGUCGAAUAUUAUCAACUGAGUUUGCGUGAGCCAGUACAACCAGGUGAAGAAUUGAACUUGCUUGUGGCAGAAGCUUACUCCGGCUUGCUGAGCCCAUUACCAGAAGUCGGCGGUCAAGAUGAUGAACAGUAUUUGGUUUACUCUGGAUCGAAGUAUGCAUUAUCUCCAUACGACACUCUUGUUAGUUCGUUGAAAAUUAAGAUCUAUGGCACUUAUGCCGAAGAAUUAACAAUCGGUGAUGACGAGCCUGAACAAGCAACUGUCGAAGGUUCUGGACAUAUUCUUUCUUUUGGUGAAUAUAAGGAAUUAGCACCGCUUUCUAGCAAACCAUUCAAAUUAAGAUACAGUAAUCCCCGUCCACUCGUUAGAGCUGACAAGCUUGAGAGAGACAUCUGGGUUUCACACUGGGGUGCCUCGGUAUCAAUUGAGGAGACCUACUGGCUAACUAAUAUUGGUACUCGUCUUAAAGACUCAUUUUCAAGACUCGACUACAAUAAGGGUCAGUCUCAAUACAACCUUAAUGUAGCCUCCAUUCGUCAGCUCAGAUUUCCCUUGGGUCCCAAUGCUCGCGAUGCUUAUUACACUGAUCUCGUAGGCAAUGUUUCUACCAGUCACUUUAGAUCCAAUGGUCAAGAAUCUAUUCUUGAAAUUGCUCCUAGAUACCCAGUUUUCGGUGGUUGGCACUAUAACUUCACAGUUGGCUGGUCCCAUGACCUGAGUGACUUUGUAAAGGAUGUUGGCAAUGAAAAUUAUCUGUUGAAGAUUCCUAUCAUCCAAGGACCACAAGAUAUAUCCUACGGUGAGGUCGAUGUUCGUGUUAUCCUUCCGGAAGGUGCCUCUGAUAUUCAGGUUGUUUCCCUUUUUGGAGCCAGCACUGACAUUUCAAACACAUACAGUUUCUUAGACACAAAAGGCAGACCCACUGUCGAGUUCAAGUACAAUAAUUUGAUUGAUGGUCAUCGUUCUGGUGAAUUCUUUGUGCAGUAUACAUAUACUACGGGGGAUUCGCUCAGAAAACCAUUAGCCAUUGCGCUUACUUUUGCCAGCUUUUUUACAUUAUUCCUUGUCUUUGACAAGAUUGAUGUUUCAAUUUUUAGAAAAAAAUAA
Messenger RNA from Sugiyamaella lignohabitans, 1407 nucleotides. RefSeq names its product Ost1p (gene OST1). Bases 1 to 1407 code for a protein of 468 amino acids. Lineage: Eukaryota; Fungi; Ascomycota; Dipodascomycetes; Dipodascales; Trichomonascaceae. The transcript has a single exon. Gene Ontology annotation, cellular component: membrane; oligosaccharyltransferase complex. The record is from RefSeq and is a predicted model, not a curated record.